UCACAUGGUUUGUGUUUGCAGUGACUUCAGAGCACUGGACUAACUUCUGUUACACACAGUUAUGAUGAAAGUGUUUUAUUCUUCCUUUGUGAAAUACUGAAACUACAGAGGAACUUUUAAUCGAAAAGUGGCAGUGAAACAAUGGAAAUACCAGCCAUAAGUCUCAAGACAAUCGUGUUGGUUCACUGGAUACUGACAGUCUGGGCAUGCUCAUUUCCCUGGCUUCCUACUUCUUAUGUGUUGGGGAAUGUGAGCGUUCUUGCAGUGGGAGUGUGGGCCAUAGCACAGAGAGACUCCAUAGAUGCUGUAUUAUUGUUCUUGAUCGGGUUGGCAGUGACCAUCUUGACUGACAUUGUUCAUUUUGGUCUUUACUAUUUGACGAAUGCAAACCCGCCGGACUUGUUCCGUUUUAGUGCAGGCAUGGCCAUCCUGAGCCUGUUGCUCAAACCGGUUUCCUGUUUCUUCGUCUACCAGAUGUACCGCGAGCGGGGUGGCGAAUACAACAUCAACUUUGGUAAGUUGGUGACUGAAGAAAGGAAAAAGAAUGGUGACUGAUUUUAAUGUAAUGGGUGACUGAUUCAGUUUGGUACUUUGUGAUGCAUGUGAAGUUCUUUCCAUGUAGUUAAAAUACUAGCUUUGUUUGCUCUGGUUUGUUUAAAGCAGUAUCUAGCCUAUUUUUAAGCAUUAUAAUUAUGUGGACAAGCAGAGUAUUUCCGUGAAAAUGGCAAAAUGAGUAAAAAGAGGAGCGGGUAAUUGAGUUUUAGAGAGUCACAAGACACAUGCCUGACAGAGUGGCCCACAAAAAAGAAAAGAGACAUACUACAUCUUGGCUGAUCUCUGUUGUUUGAGGAACAAGUGUGUGGACCUAAAUGGAUUAGGGCAGUUAUUAUUACUUAUGGUCCUUGAUCUUAACUGUUUUGUGAAGGUCUGAAUCAACUUCAAUGUUUUAUUUCACUAGGUCUACUCACCCAGUAAAUCUUGAGAUAACAGUAAGAAAUAUAUAUUUUUUAAUGGAAGAGAACCUUUUAGAAAAAGAACAUUUUAGAUAAAACCUUUGAACCUUGAAACCUUCAAUCUGAAAAAUAUCUUGUAGAUGUGUGUGGUUUUUUUUUUGUUGAGUAUCUGAUACAUCAGGAUUUUAUAGGUCAUGUAGUAUGAAAUAAUAGGAUAAUAUGGCGCUCAUACUUUAGGAGGAAAAUAAUUUAGUAAAAAUAUGCCAUUUUUGUAGCUGCUUAUAUUUAUAUGGACAACAGCUAAGAUCACAUACUUAUAAUGUAAAUCAGUGAGAUCUUUGUAACAGUAUAGCAGACUACUUGCAUAAAAUGCAUGUAAAUAUCAUUUGUCAUUGAUAUUGUCACACUAUAUUUACAACUGAUAUAACUUAGAUGAUAUUUAAUCACUGUAAAAAAAAAGUCUGUGAAAUUUAAGAAAAA
Messenger RNA from Pimephales promelas (fathead minnow), 1433 nucleotides. The record is from RefSeq and is a predicted model, not a curated record. Lineage: Eukaryota; Metazoa; Chordata; Actinopteri; Cypriniformes; Leuciscidae.